AUGUCAGACAAAAAGCCCACGGCAAAUGUUAACAUAAUUGGCCAUGAUGAUCGACCAAACAAGAAUGGUCGGGGCAGGCGACCAAGCAGCGAAGACAUCCAGACAAGGACGUUGAGAGUCCGCACCACCAUCACCACGGUGUUCAAUAAACCUAUCUACCGAAUUUUUAGUGAGAUACGCGAUAAACUCUUCGUUCGAUGGCCAGCCAAGUUGGGAGAAGCUCAAAGGGGUUAUGACGCUAGGUGCUGGUGCACCUUCCAUGAUGAAGUGGGGCACCGAACUGAAAAAUGCACGCCUUUAAGGAAGCAUCUGGAAGAGUUAGUGGUCGCAAGCCACCUGGACCAGUAUAUUGAUGAGGGAGCUCAACCAGCCCCCCAGAACCGAGACAGGCCAGAUGGGAUGCCAGCCAACGGUCCGCCCCAAAGCGUAAUCAAUGUGAUACAUGGGAUCAUCAAGCCUGAACGAGUAUGUGAGCUCAAGGGCAUGAUAAAAAAGGCUGAGCACAUGAGGAAGGUACAAAGUACACAGCCUGCUGCGAAAAAGGGAAAGACAGAGGCAACUAACGUCAUCACCUUUUCUGACAAUGACUUAGCAAGGUUACAAAGCCCUCACAACAACGCACUAGUGGUUACUUUGCAUGUCAAGAAUUUUGAUAUCAAACGGAUUCUGAUUGACCAAGAGAGCUCGUGCGAGAUAAUGUAUUAUGAGACCUUCAAGCAACUUAAACUGAUGGACAAAGAUUUAGUGCCCGUGACAUCUCCCUUGGUCGGUUUCAACUCAAUGCCAGAAUAG
This is a messenger RNA of Camellia sinensis, 792 nucleotides long. The record is from RefSeq and is a predicted model, not a curated record. Lineage: Eukaryota; Viridiplantae; Streptophyta; Magnoliopsida; Ericales; Theaceae.